Branchiostoma floridae (Florida lancelet) is the source of this 2250-nucleotide messenger RNA. RefSeq names its product gastrula zinc finger protein XlCGF8.2DB-like. The coding region runs from base 337 to 1431 and encodes 364 amino acids. Gene Ontology annotation, cellular component: nucleus. NCBI's taxonomy places the organism in Eukaryota, Metazoa, Chordata, Leptocardii, Amphioxiformes, Branchiostomatidae. Gene Ontology annotation, molecular function: RNA polymerase II transcription regulatory region sequence-specific DNA binding; DNA-binding transcription factor activity, RNA polymerase II-specific. The record is from RefSeq and is a predicted model, not a curated record. The transcript is spliced from 2 exons. Gene Ontology annotation, biological process: regulation of transcription by RNA polymerase II.
ACCUGUAUGUGCUAAUUGAUUAUGUUAAUAUGCCUCACGGCCCAAGUCCAAGGCCCUCAGAAUGUACCUCACCGAUAAACUUGAAUCUAUUGGUGCACUAAAUUUGCUAUCCUACCUACUUGUUAAAGAUAAGUCAAAGCAGCCUAACAUCAGACUGAAAACGAAGCAUGACGGUUUGUAACGUGUUGGCGGGAGUAAAAUAUCUGGGACAUCAGGAGAACAUAUUCACCUUUGACCCUCAGCACUUCACCCCUGACCCCUCGGUACGACUUAGAGCAACAGGCAGAGCGCCGGAUUUUACGUGAGGAGAAAAACGUCAUAGGAAACAGGUAGGACAUGGCAACGAUAGGGCAUGGGACUCCUACCGAAGUACUUCAGAACUGCUGUGAGGGGUCUCCUACUGGUGUUCCCCAUGUUGAUUGCGACAGCAAAGCAAGCAAUCCUGGAGACCAAAGGAUAGCACAAGAGGUUACCUUGAAAGGCGAUAGUGAGAAACCCUUCAUGUGUGGGGAGUGUGGGUACAGAGCAACUCAGAAGUCUUCCUUGUCUGUACACAUGAGAACUCACACAGGAGAAAGACCUUAUAAGUGUGACCAGUGUGACUAUUCUGCAACACGGAAAUCGAACCUUGACAACCAUGUCGCAGCAAAACACACCGGAGACAAACCCUACAUGUGUGGGGAGUGUGGGUACAGGACAGCUCAAAGGUCUCACCUAUCCCGACACAUGAGAACCCAUUCAGGAGAAAAACCCUACAAGUGCGACCAGUGUGACUAUUCCGCAGCACAGAAGCCCCACCUUGAACACCAUAUAGCAGCUCAACACACUGGGGAGAAACCCUUCAUGUGUGGGGAGUGUGGGUACAGGACUGUCAAUAGGUCUGACUUAUCCCGACAUAUGAGAACCCACACAGGAGAAAAACCCUACAAGUGUGAGCAGUGUGACUAUUCCGCAGCACAGAAGCCCCACCUUGAAAACCAUAUAGCAGCUCAACACACUGGGGAGAAACCCUUCAUGUGUGGGGAGUGUGGGUACAGGACUGUCUAUAGGUCUGACUUAUCCCGACAUAUGAGAACCCAUACAGGGAAAAAACCCUACAAGUGUGAGCAGUGUGACUAUUAUGCAGCACGGAAAUCCCAUUUAGACGAGCAUCGCAUGAAACAUACCGGUGAGAAACCAUACAUGUGUGGGGUGUGUGGGUACAGGACAGCUCAUCAAUCUUACUUGUCCAAACAUAUGAGAACCCAUACAGGUGAAAAACCCUACAUGUGUGGUGAGUGUGACUAUUCCGCAGCACAGAAAAUCAAUUUGGACAACCAUAUUGAAGCAAAACACACCGGCGAGAAACCCUACAUGUGUGGGGAGUGCGGGUACAGGACAGCUCGGAAGUCUAGCUUGUCCAAACAUUUGAGAACCCACACAGGUGCAUGACCGAACAAGGAUAAUCCGCAUGUAAAACUUGCGGAUUAAAUUUGUAUAAAUCGAAAUACUUACUUGAAUAUAUUCUGUUUUGGACAUGUCUAAUCUGUGAUGAAUACCAGCAAAAAAUAUAUGGCACUAGACAAAAGAAACUUGUUUAAGAUAUAAUUAUAGAAUGACUUGAUGCUCAUAGGAUAAGUUGAUAGAUGCUAUUUCAAAUAGGCAAUUGUCCGUCCAAAGCACGUUAAGGCAUCAGAUUAGUUUGUGCUACUUUGUUAUAUAUCUAGCAUUUGUUAUGAAAUAUUAUUUUGUCUUCUUACUUUGCAUAUAUACUGUUUUAUAAAAAGUCUAACCUGAAGUGAAUACCAUAAGAAAAUUAGCGACCACACAAAAGCAGUGGUCUCGGUGAAAUGAUUUUUACUGCUGUUUGACAACUAACCUGCAAGGUGAUUGAGUGUUAAUGAAGGCAUGAAGCACACUAUGGUAGAAAUGUGUAAUGGUAGAUAUGUAGUUUAUAGAAUUUUGUAAAAGCUUGUUAAAUGUUUUCGGAUAGUUCCUGUUAUUGUUAAGGAGGAAACUUUACACUUGAGUUAGUAUUACUUAAUUUGUACCCUCUAAUCAAGGGACUAGGUAGGUAAUCUAUGUAUUACUAAGUAUAGUUCACCAUGGAUGUUAAGUUUAAAAUGUGCGUACUUUAUUCGAGAAAAUAUGGUGUGCUCCAUGAAGUGCUGUGAGAAUUGAGAAGUGACAACCUCUGGCACCAUCACCCGUGGCAUGCCCACCCCGCUGUUUGUAGUGCUAACGCAAUAGAAUACAAAGUUUAAAAUCGUC